This is a messenger RNA of Desarmillaria tabescens, 789 nucleotides long. RefSeq lists its product as uncharacterized. The record is from RefSeq and is a predicted model, not a curated record. Bases 50 to 589 code for a protein of 179 amino acids. The transcript has 4 exons. Lineage: Eukaryota; Fungi; Basidiomycota; Agaricomycetes; Agaricales; Physalacriaceae.
AUAUAGCAGCGUCUGCUUUCUAUCUCGACAAGCAUCUGUCCCUAUAACAAUGUUCCUCUCCCGAAUCGCCCUCUUCGCUUUUACUCUCGUCACUCUCGUCACUGCAAGUCCUGCCUCACCCGUCGCCCGAGCAGGUCCCAGCAGUGUCGAAGACGUUCUUCACAACCUGAAGAGCACCACUGACGCUAUCCUCCCCCAGAUUAAUGCUCUCGUAGCGAACAAGACCGCAACCGACGAGUUGGUCACUCCCCUCCUCAACCAAGUCGUCUCGGCCGUAGACGCCGCCACCUCGUCUAUUGUUUCCCUCCAAGCGGGAGGCCUCGUCGUCAAGAGGCAGAGUGAUAACAACGUGGCUACCCUCGCAGUGGGUAUUAUGAAGGAUAUCAACACUACUACACAAGGCCUGACUACCUCAGGUUUAGGCCUAGGCGGGCUCUUGGCGGUUAUUGGUUUGGCUCUGAGCAAGCUACUCGUCACGCUGGAACUUGUUGUUCCUGGAUUACUUGCGCUUGUUGCAUUGUUGCUUAAGGGCGUUGUGGGUACACUCGUCGCGCUGCUCCUGGGUCUUCUAGGCAUUAUUAUAGGAUAGGCAGCUGUGAUACUUGGGAAACGGGAUUGAUAUGUCCGGGGGUAUCACAUUGAGUCCCUUCUGACGGUUCCAUUUCCAGUUUUUGGAUUAUUUCUUGGGUAAAGACUCAAAGAAAGAUAUUAGUUCUCUGUAUACAAUGUAAUUCUCCGGUUCUAGCUGUAGAUUUGAUUCUACUUCCUUCAUCAUGUGCGAUAUCAACG